Messenger RNA from Zasmidium cellare ATCC 36951, 879 nucleotides. RefSeq lists its product as uncharacterized. The record is from RefSeq and is a predicted model, not a curated record. Gene Ontology annotation, cellular component: mitochondrion. Gene Ontology annotation, molecular function: enoyl-CoA hydratase activity. The transcript has 2 exons. Gene Ontology annotation, biological process: fatty acid beta-oxidation. The coding region runs from base 1 to 879 and encodes 292 amino acids. Lineage: Eukaryota; Fungi; Ascomycota; Dothideomycetes; Mycosphaerellales; Mycosphaerellaceae.
AUGACGAAGACAGCCCUACAAACGCAACCUCCGCCAACGCCCACUUACAUCCUCACCUACCCAGCCCCGUAUGUCAUCCUCAUAACAAUCAACCGCGCUCCCCAAAUGAACUCCCUCCCCUACGCCUCGCACUGGGAAGCCGACGCUCUCCUUCAAUGGUUCGACUCCGAGCCCGCCCUCCGCGUCGCCGUAAUCACCGGCUCCGGCCCCAAAGCCUUCUGCGCCGGCCAAGACCUCAUCGAGCAGAAAGAUCUGGCGAAUCUGCGGGAGAAGGUCGCGAGGGGGGUGCUGAAAGAGAGCGAAUUGCCGGAUCGGAGGCUGUUGACGCAUCCGACCGCGGGGUUUAUGGGGGUUAGCAGGAGGGUGGGCAAGAAGCCUGUCAUUGCGGCAGUGAACGGGUUUGCGCUUGGUGGGGGGUUUGAGAUUUGUUUGGGGUGUGACAUGAUCAUCGCUUCACCGAAGGCUACGUUCGGGCUACCAGAAGCUAUGCGUGGUCUAUAUGCAGGCGCAGGUGGUCUCUCUCGCCUCGUUCGUCUCGCAGGCAUGACGAUUGCCAGCGAGGUCGCCAUGGCUGGGCGUUUCCUUUCCGCAACCGAAGCCGCGAACUACAACAUCGUGAACAGCGUGUCGAAGACCCACGAGAGCGUCGUCGACGAAGCUGUCGAGCUGGCGGCGAAGGUUGCUAGCCUCUCACCCGACGCUAUCAUUGUCACGAGGCAUGGACUGCGGGCGAGCUGGGAGCAAGGAAGUGUGGAGCGCGCGAGUCAGGACACUGAGCUGCGAUUUGGGAAAGCAUUGCGUGAAGGGAAGAACCUGGGCAUUGGGCUGAGAGCUUUCGCCGAGAAGAAGCAGCCGAAGUGGAUGCCGUCGAAGCUGUGA